Myotis myotis is the source of this 1552-nucleotide messenger RNA. It is a transcript of the gene EMC6, whose product is annotated as ER membrane protein complex subunit 6. The record is from RefSeq and is a predicted model, not a curated record. Lineage: Eukaryota; Metazoa; Chordata; Mammalia; Chiroptera; Vespertilionidae. Gene Ontology annotation, cellular component: membrane; endoplasmic reticulum; EMC complex. Gene Ontology annotation, biological process: autophagosome assembly; protein folding in endoplasmic reticulum. The transcript has 2 exons. Bases 192 to 524 code for a protein of 110 amino acids.
GCGCCCCGCGGCGCAUGCGCGAGAGGGCGGGCGCGGGGUCUGGACGCGUGCGCAGCCCGGGACCUCCCAGCAGGCUCUGGGGCAAGAUGGCGCCGCGGGGGCCUGCACCGCCGACUGUCUGAGGGGACGCCGAGGGACGGCGACCCUGUUCCAGCUCCGCGGGAAAGCAGAGGCCGAGCGCCAGGGGCGCGAUGGCCGCGGUGGUGGCCAAGCGGGAAGGGCCGCCGUUCAUCAGCGAGGCCGCCGUGCGAGGCAACGCCGCGGUCCUGGAUUACUGCCGCACCUCGGUGUCGGCGCUGUCGGGGGCCACGGCCGGCAUCCUCGGCCUCACCGGCCUCUACGGCUUCAUCUUCUACCUGCUCGCCUCCGUCCUGCUCUCCCUGCUGCUCAUCCUCAAGGCGGGCAGGAGGUGGAACAAAUACUUUAAGUCCCGGAGGCCCCUCUUCACGGGCGGCCUGGUCGGAGGCCUCUUCACCUACGUGCUGUUCUGGACGUUCCUCUACGGCAUGGUGCACGUCUACUGACGCGGGGCCGGCGCCCCGGCUCUCGGAGAGAAGCGGACGGUGACCGCGUGUAGACCGACUUCGUUUUUAAGUGUUUGGAUUCACUGCUUGUUCUGUAACGUUAUGACUUAGACCGGAGGACGGAGAGCCUGUGAUAGCCCUCCGAUUAAAUGAAGCGUGAGCCGCCCGACGGAGUGCUUCCUGCCUGAGCGCACCCUCCCCGCCCUCGCCCACACCCCCAACCCCCAGUCUGUCGUGGGUGCAAAAGCCCCAGGUGUUGAUGCUCCUGGAGGGCUGGGAGUGGGGCUUGGCCGUCGGUAACGGAGGGGACUUACCGUUCACACCUGCAGAACCAGUAACGGUGGGUGUGUAGUGUGUGCCCUGCAUACCAGGCGUGAUGCCGCGUGGGUUUGACGCCCGUGAUCUCGUUUGAUUCUAGCAAUGUCCUCAUGGAGUAGAUGUGACCCUUGUCGCCAUUGGUGCACCUAAGGCUCCAGAGGCGGCACAGCUCCGAAGGACAGAGCCUGGAUUCACAUGGAGGUCUCUUCUCCACCCCAAUAUAUUUUUCUUGAUUUCAGAGAGGAAGGGAGAGAGAGAGAAACAUCAAUGAUGAGAAUCACUGAUUGGCUGCUUCCUACAUGCUCCCUACUGGGGAUCAGCCACAACCUGGGCAUGUGCCCUCCCGGUUCAUAGGUCCACUCUCGAACCCUGAGCCGCCCCGGCUGGGCCUCGGGUAGGUCUCCUAAUUGCUCUUGCUGUAUUGGCUGAGUGUACCUUUUCCAGCCCCGCUUUCCCUUCCACUACCCACUGCUUUCAGGUGUGAGUGGUGUCCUGUCACUUCCGUUUCACCUCGUUACAGCCAGCUGUCAUUUCCACUUAAAAAAAUUAAUUCAAGCUGUCUUCUAAAAUAUGUCUCAUGAAGGUUAGACAGAUUGGAUGUUUGUAAACUAAUCUGUGGGCUUGUCUAGAGGGUCAGUGCCUCUGUAUGCUAAUCGGUGAUUCCUUCUUGUCAGGAGGAAUCUUAUAAUAAAAUUCAUAUUUUAAUUGAG